GGUCCUGAGCCAAAUUCUUCAUUAAGAUGCUCAAAAAUAUCACAUAUAUGUCAAGUCGCUGUUUGAGAGAGACUCUGGAAGGACAGUCGUGUCUAUAUUUGGGCUUUUUAGUCAAGAGAUAUAUCUAAGAUAUUUCUUCUUCGCUGGUUUUCUGCUGUUCCUUGCUCUGUUUUCAGGGAUUAGCUGGCUAGCAUGGCUAGCUAGCAUUCCAUGCUAACGCGACGUGGGUGUUCUUUCUUCACUUUAGCUAGCUCCGGCUAGCAAGCUAACACGCUACGAUAGACACCCAAGUUUAGAAAUAUACACAUAUUGUGUGUGAUUUAUUUUAUUUGAUGGUUGACACGUUGACUGUCGCGUCACAAUGUUGUUGUUUUCUUCGGUUUACGUGAUUUGUUUAAUGCUAGCUGGACAAACUAACCCAAUAACCGCUUGCUAGCUAUCUCCCACGGUAGGCUAUAGAUAGCAGUAGGUUAAAGCAUGCUAGUUAUGUCGAAGCUGUGUUUGUGCACCUCUCAGCAGAAGGUGAUGGAGUUUGUGUAUUUGCUCGUCUGGUUGUAAAAUAAAAAACAUGCAUGUUGACAGUUGUUGAUUGCAAAUAUGAUUCCGGAUUUAUUGAUAUCUUCAAACAUGCCAUUGUGGUUUGAAAUCGUUUAUGUUAGGCGGUAAAGUAUUAACGGUGGUUAAAAGAUCUGGUUGUGAUCCAGUCUGCCAGUUGGUGCAGAAGCAAGGUUUUCCUCUGUUUAAUGAGCCAGACAGUCAACACAUUAUGUGAUAGUAUAUCAUAUUGUCAGAUGAAUCUAGCAUGCAUGAAGGAAUUAUGAUUUUAAAACCUUGAUAAAUGUGUGAUUUACCUAUGUUGCUCAUGCAUCAUUUAAACGUAGAGCUGCCCAGGUGGGUGGUGUUGCUGUUUAAACUGGGCGAGGUGUUGGGCUGCGAAAUUCUGACUCAUUCUGGCUCGUUUACGGUAACGUUGGGUUACUCAUUGUCACGACACAGUUGACAGCACUGCUGCUGUGUGUGUAUCACCUAGCUAGGUGAAGCUAUGAAGCAUAGGUACUGUGCAUGUGAGUAGCAUUUUGAGCUAUUGCACACGAAUGCACGAGCUAAUAACCGGUAACUUUAGCUUAAUUUAGGUCAACAUUCCCAUUGAUUGAUUCACGAUUCGACCUCUUGUCGUUACUGUCUUCCCUCAACGCCAUUUGUGUAGUAUGGUGUAUAAUAAGCACAGUAGGGUGGUUGUCAUUAGACAUGUAUCGGCUGAGGCGUGGCUGGCAUGAAGCCGGGUAGUCGUCGCGCCAAUAGGAGGAGAAACCACGUGGUGGAAUCCAGAUUGGGCCUAUAGGAAAGUUAGCAACAUGGCUAACUGCACAACACACAGCAGCACCAGCACGUCUUCGCAAACCGUGUCGGUAUGUGUUUGGUGUGACCGAGCGCUUGAUAUAUGUGUGUUUAAUACAAUCCAAUGCUGAUAUGUCGUGUGUGUGUGUGUGUGUGUGUGUGUGUGUGUGUGUGUGUGGACACAGCAGACACGCCCCUGUGCCAUUGCAAAUGUGUCCCACAGUUUGAUCAGACACACUAACGUUUUAUCAAUGGGUAUGAGCGUUGACAUUCUAUGAUAUAUUGCUGGUUUGUUCAUGUUUAAAGCUGGUUUUCUACAGCAGGGUGACGUUAAGGGCUGCAGACAUGUGACCUUAGCUUGAGAGUGUGGGUCCAAAAUGGAUGCAGUUUGCUAUGCUAGUCUAGGCUGAUGAUGAUGAUGUUGUUGGUUUUUACCUAACCCUGCAAACAAUAAUCUUUGAGAACCAUUCAUCAGCUCAGGAGAAUAUUAUGUAGUUGUGUGGCGCUAAACAUCCACGUUUCCUGAUGAGUGCUCGUCACUUACACUUAAUGGUUGAUAAUGUGAAAACAGUGGUGUCUUCACAGAUGUCUUCUGUGUCUCUGUAGUCUAUGAACAAAAGGACUGUGAUUAUGUCGUCGGGACUAUCUCGGAUUGUGGUUGAGAUUUAAAAUUCAGAGCCUGCAGGCCAGUAAACUGCAUAUAACAGAGGAGUUAACACAAGUCACAUUGAGAUUUUAGCAAAAGCUGAGGAAUCGGUGUGUGAAUGUGCAUUAUAAGUAGUCCUUAUAAGUAUCCAUGUGCUAUGUGUAUUAUGGCAUUUGCAAAGUAUCGUGACAUCUGCAGCAGACCAUGUAGAUAAAGCCAGUGACUCAUGUUUUUUUUUUUUUUGUUUUUUUUUAACUGACUUCCCCAGACAGUAAAUGUUGCUUAAUUCUCAGCGUAGAUGGUGUUUGGGGAAAAAGUCCAUGCUCAGUAAGCAGUUGAAUUUCUUCUGGAACGUGAGCUAGAUUAGGCUUUGGUUGGGGGUAUAGUUGGGGAUAGAGGAGGACCAGAUUUGCCAUUAAGACUGGGGCUAAAGGAAGGCUUAGUUUGGUCUCAAGAUAAGCUGAGAGGAGGUCUAGAUUUUGUGUGGAGACUGGGGCUAGAGGAAGGCUAGGUUUGGCCCAGUCAGAACUGGGGCUGAAGAGGAGGAGGAGGAGGAGGAGGAAGUUCGUCCAGAACUGCAACAGUUGAAUAACAAGAACCGGAUACGGCGCUACCACUUAGCCUCUCUUCUAUUACCUGGUUGUCCCUUGUGGUAUUGCAGUGAAAAAUCCCCCCGCAAAAAGCAUUUUCCCCAACAUGGUAAAAGAGACGUCUGUAAAACUAUUGACAGGACUCGACCUGCAAACAAGGUCUGGUAUGAAUUUUUGCUCCAUGGAGGUUUUAUACUUCCUUGAACCAAGUAAAAGUAUUUAAAAAUCUUUGUCAUUAAAAUGUCGUGUCUAUGAGUCCAUCAGGAACUCGUGGGUGGGGCCAGUGGGAGAAACCCCACUGCGCAUAUUAAUUUGAUUCUCAUACGUUUGAAGUAAACCCGGAAGCUUGAAACCUGUUUUUCCUACAUGCAACUAACUCUCAUUGGACUGAAUAGGAGCCAUCUUGGGGGUAUCCAGUUCUUAAAAUACAUCCAUAUGUAUUCACCCUCUGUAGGUGACGUGACCACCAACUUCUUUUGCAAAUAUUCCUGCAUGCACUCAGCGGGAGUGCAUGCAGGGUUACGCAACAGUUGAAGCCACAUGUUUCACUAGCAGUGGAGCUGGUAGCUGGAUCUCAGACCAGCUCAGAUGACUAAACUGUGUGUGAAUUGGGGGGGGUGUGUGUAAGGUUGUGUGUGCCUAGCUCGCACAACUCUCCUAAAAUACAGAUUCUUGCAAAAAGAAAAAGUGGGCUCUCUGGCUUUUUACUAGUUACACUAUGUAGCGCUUCAAACUGUUCCCAGGGUUUGUACUGAUGUCUAAUUUUCGUUAAUUCUGCAGACUACAGUAAUGAGUGCGGUGUUGACGCUGGGCGUCACUGGCCCAGUAGUUGUUUAAUUAAGAAGCCAGCCACGUCUCACUACUCCAGGGUAAAGCAUCCCACAGCAUAUAACACGAUGUAUGCAGAGAAUACAAAUAGCCUGGGAUUUUCAUCUGGCUGUAUGAGUUAGAAUCCAUUAUCUUUUACCAGCCGCCACAGUGACAGCUGGUAUUUGUUUUCACCUUUUUGAGUCUGUGUGUGUGAGUCAUCGAGGCAAAAAUGUUGUCCUGGAGACACCUGCUGCAGCGGGAACUUCCACAGAGGGUAUUUUUUAGUACAUAGCCAGGUGUGUCUCUCUCUGUGGACGGAUGCUUUCACCGUGAUGGUGUCGCAGCUGUGCAAGACACUUCACAGGUGUGUGGUUGAGAUCGUGAAACGGAGGAGGAGUUCGGAGACGUAGGUGCACUCUUACAGGCCCUGGGUCGAUUUAGCGUCCCGGUUGGUGGGACAGUAUUUUCCGUAGUCUUUGUGUGUUCAUGGUUACAGCGUGAUUUCCUCCUCGUGAGGAAAGAAAAAUCACCCAGACUCAUCAUGACUCAGGCUUUUUACACUGCUGCGUGUGUGUGUGUGUGGGAGAGAGAUAAUGUUGGUCUGCGCUAUAAAUACCAAAUGUGUCGCUAUUACAAGGACCGUAUAACGGAAGGAGGAUGACUACACUGGAGUCAUGAAGUGAUCCGUGGGUCAGUGGGGUGACACUGUCUUCCUAGUUCUAGUCAUUCUGACAAACACUGCAGCUCAGAGGGUUUGUUCCUUGAGUUGAUCUAAUACAUUAGAAUUGUAUUAUUGCAAGUUGUGUCCUGAUUAAAUUAACUGUAUAUCGGUUGGACACACCAAUAAACGGUUACUUAUUCACUGCUAUUAUAAACGUAUAACAGUUUAUAAACCUGCUACAAACCUAGAAUAUAAUCUUGGUGUAUGAACGUCUCCUCUUUGGGUAACUCGUGUGUAGUUUCAGCCUCAUGUAACUUUACUUAUUGAGGUAAAUCAGUUUCACUCAGAUUUUAAACUCUUAAAUGAAAGAGCACAGAUUAGUACUGAUACAAUUACUAUACCCUAACUUUGAGAACACAACUCCUGAAUUAUAAAACACUGAUAUUCUGUGUUCGCAGUAGGGACAAGGAGUAUUUUGUACGACUGUAGUACCAAAAUGGUGCUGGAUAAUGCAGGCCUGACGCAUUUUAACGGGACGUUAUAUGUCAUGGAACCGUUUUAAGGUUUUGGACAUGAUUGUAACUGGAUUAAAUGAGAAAGCUUUGAUUUAUGCAGUGCUGAAGAUCAUUUAAGUGGGCGACAUUCUGACAUAAAUGCAUAUUUUUGACUUUAUUUUCCUUUAUUUUAUUUUAUAUUUCCUUUUUUGGUGUAUUUUUCAGUUCCCUUAACUCGAUGUCUCUUUACCACAAAGUUAAACACUCGACUUCCUCCACCAGAUAUCCAACAGUUAGUUUUGAUGCUGAGACGGUUCUUUUUCCAGCUGGUAAACAAAACUCGGUUCACUUUGGCCUCCGGGUGCUUGUGUUUAAUGCACACUUUUUGCUGAGCUAUAAGCACAAAACGUUAGCGAGUGGAGGUAAUGUCAAGUGUUCUCUGAAGGGGCAAAAAAAAACCCCAUCUGAUUAUCGGUUAUUUGUUUUUCUCUCAACCGUAGUUAAUUUUGCAGCGUUUUGGUCCAAAGAACUACCAACAAAUACCUCUAGAUGUUUUAAUUAUAUUACGUUAACGAUGAAAAAUCAGGAUUGGAAGCUUGUGUGUUGGAAAACUAAGUCAUCGGGUGAACUAGACCCUCUGAGGGCUGAUGUAAUGUGAGCUGCAGGUGUAACUGACCCACCUGCUGUAGGAACAUGGGGCUCGUUAUUAACACCGACCUGGAUUAAUCUUGUACAAAUGGACUGAACAAGUCUCACUGUUUGUAAUGCUCCAGUUAUGAAAAACCUAAACGUUUGGACCGUUUCACACUGUAAUGAUUUUGACGGAUUGAACUGCGACAUUUCAAUCUCAUCGACUAUCUGUCUUCUCGAGGUUGUACCAGCCGUUAACCCUCUGAACAUUAGGUGGUUUAGCUGCCGUUAUAUUUCACCCUCUGUGGCCUCGUUUUUUCACUCCAGAAGCUCAGAAUUUAAUGUUUUUACAAAAUCUAUUUAGUGUAAACGGAUUAUUUGGGACAAAAUUUAAAGUGAGACGUGUAGAAUGUGUUUGAUGAAAUAUCACAAUUUUCAGCUUCGGUCUGGCUGCUGUUUUAUCAAUGGAGGUCUCAUUGCUCGUGAUGUGUUCAAGAACCGUCGGAAACUUGAAAUCUAACUAUAGUCCGUUUUUUCCAGCGGCUGGCUACGAUUAAUGGUGUAAUUUUGGCAGUUUGUUUCAAGAAUACAUGCUUUUUAAUCCUCCAUCUUUUUGGUUCAUGGUGACUUUUAUUAAAUUAGGUUGUUAUAGAUGCUGUAUAGUAUUAGCCAGUACAUGCUAACAAGGCUUCUCUUUCUGUCUGUCUCUUAGGAAACUACGUUCCUCAGUGUAACCACACUAAGGACCUUCACAAGGAUUCAUUAAUAUUUGUACACAGGUCCACAUCCGCCUCCCCAUGCAGAACUCCAUGAAAUGAAUAAAGCACCACAGCCUCUAACAGGACCCCCCUCCAACCCCCACCCUGCCCCCUCCCCCGGCCUGUCACAGCCCUCAUUCCCCCCCGGGCAGCCCCCUUCUGUUGUGUUUGCCACCCCACCGCCUCCACAAAUGAACCCGGCACCGCAGCCUCGACAGUUUGCCCCAGGGCCCCGACCUAUACACCAACAGCCCUAUUACACCAACAGGGCCACCCUGCCACCCAGCAGUGGGCCUCGGGGCGUCCCUCCCAACAGCGGCCCUCGGCCUGUGACGCCCACCCACGUCUACCAGCCGGGCCCCGGAUCUCAGAUGAUGAUGAUCCCCGGGCAACAAUUGCCCUUCCCCAGCUCGCCGCAGGGAGCAGCCUACUUCAUACCGGGACAGUACCGGUCAGCGACCUACGUGGCCACGCCCCAGCAGUACCCGGUCCCAGCAGGCACCCCCGGCUUCUACCCCGGCACCAGCCCCGCUGAAUAUGGUACUUAUGCAGGGGCCUACUACCCCGCCCAGCCUCAGUUCACCCCCUCGGUGCAGGCGGCGCCCGUCAUUAUGAACCCAGCCCCUCAGCAGCAGCAGCCGCAACCACCACCUCAGCCCCCCCAACACAUCGCCACCAAGCGGGAACGGAAACAGAUCAGAAUAAGAGACCCAAACCAGGGAGGUCGAGACAUUACAGAGGAGAUUAUGUCCGGGGGCCGCAGUGGCUCUACCCCAACCCCACCACAGACGGGAUCAGAAGGUACAGCGGUGGUCCAGUCCAACGGUGAGAGCGUCCCAGCUGCUGCCUCGCCGGCUCUGGUUAGACCAGAUGACAGAGGAAAACCUACGCCCCCUCCUCCGUCAAAGACCCCUGAACUUGCUAAGGCAGACCACAUCCCCACAGAGGCUUCCCCCUCUGACACGAACACUAAGCCCCCCGCAUCCCCUCGACUAUCAGAAACGGAGGACGUCCCUCUCGACACUAUUCCCACUCCUGCUCCCAGUGCUCCUGUUGCAGACGUGAUGGAUGCUCCCCCAGCUCCCAGGGAAGCCACCCCACCACCACCCAAGUCGGCGCCCGAGGUGCCCGCCUACCCUGCACCCCUCCCCGGCCCUGUCCGCACCUCUGCCGCACAAGGCAAAACAGACAAGAAACCCACAGAGGCAAAGGAGGAGCUGGUGGAGGUGAAAGAGGAGGCUGAAGCGGAAGAGGCAGCUGCCUCUCCGGUCACGCCUCCCUCCACCACUAACGGUGUUGCGGAGCCAGAAAGGCCGUCGGUCGUGUUGCCACCCUGUCACCUGGAGGCCCCUCUGGAGUCUCCCAUCGCACAGCCGGAGGAGCUCCGCCUCCCCAACGGGCUGCCGCUGCCGGACCCGCGAGACCCCGAGGAGCCCGCCGCAGGUUCGACGGAGCACGACGACAGCCCCAUCGCCGAGCCGGACGUCAUGCCAACCUCCACAGUCGUCACUCAGGCGGCGCCCGUUGUGGAAGCCGCGCCCGUUGUGGAAGCCGCGCCCGUUGUGGAAGCCGCGCCCGUUGUGGAAGCCGCGCCCGUUGUGGAAGCCGCGCCCGCCCCUGUUGAUCAGCCCGACCCCGCUGUCCAGGAGAUUCCUGCCGAUGCAGUCAUCCAGGCAGAACCCACCGAGCCCGAAGUUCAAGACCCGGUUCCUCCAGUUGCCCUGGACAUCAAAGAAGACACCCCAGUGCCCUCCUCUUCCGUGGCGGUGGCCGUGGAAGAGGAGCCGUCUACUGCGGAGACGGUUUCUGCGGCUGACAGCGCCCCCGAAACAGUGUCCGCUCCCCCCUCUCCCACAGCAGAGGAGAGGGAGGACACCCCUCCUCCACAGGCGGUCACACCUGCCCUCGUAGAAGCUACUAUGCAAGCCGCUGUGUCUGUGCCAAAGAAGAAGAGGAAGAUGAAGGAUCUGAACAAAAAGGAGGCAGUGGGAGACCUCCUGGAUGCUUUUAAAGAGGAGCAGGUAGUGGCUCCACCAGAGCCCGAGCCAGCCCCCAUCCCAGCCCCAGAGACCAAGCCCCCUGCUGCUUCCCCUCCUACCCCAGAGGAUCCUGACAUGACCUGGGAGGACAAGGAGGACAAGGAGGACAAGCGGGACACUGAGAACAUUCAGCCGGAUGACAAGAAGUACCAGUACAAAGAGGAACAAUGGAAGCCAAUCGACCCGGAGCAGAAGAAGCAUUAUGACCGAGAGUUUCUUCUGGGCUUCCAGUUCAGCUCAGCCAGCAUGAGCAAGCCCGAGGGUCUGCCAGCCAUCAGUGACGUGGUCCUGGACAAGGCUAAUAAGGCCCCACUGCGUCAACUGGACCCCAGUCGUCUUGCGGGAAUGAACUGCGGCCCCGACUUCACACCCUCCUUCGCCAACCUCGGCAGGCCUGGAAUGGGAGGGGGAGGCGGAGGCGGCGGUGGUGGCAGAGGACCACCUCCGGGUAUGGGCAUGGGGGUCGGCGGUCCGCGUCGCUCUCAGCAGAUGCCGCGCAAAGAUUUGAGGAAAAUCAUCACCACCAUGUCGCUGGGCGACGACGUGCAGCUGAACAAGGCGGAGAAGGCCUGGAAACCUUCGGCGAAGAAACCCGUCCGCACCCGCGCGGCGGAGGAGGAGCAGCCUGAGGAGAACGAGUCAGAGCACGCCAAGACCCAGGAGCUGUUCAAACGGGUCCGCAGCAUCCUCAACAAACUGACCCCGCAGAAGUUUCAACAGCUCAUGAAACAGGUGGCGGAACUGACUAUUGACACUGAGGAGAGAUUGAAAGGAGUCAUAGAUCUCACCUUCGAGAAGGCGAUCUCUGAGCCAGACUUUUCGGUGGCCUACGCCAACUUGUGCCGCUGCCUUAUGGGGCUUAAAGUCCAAACCACAGAUAACCCGGGAAACACUGUGAACUUCCGCAAGCUGCUGCUAAAUCGAUGCCAGAAGGAGUUUGAAAAGGACAAAGACGAUGACGAGAUCUUUGAGAGGAAGCAGAAGGAGCUGGAGGCUGCCACAGUGCCGGAGGAGAAGCAGCAGCUCACUGUUGCGCUACAAGCCGAGAAAGACAUGGCCAGGAGGCGCUCGCUGGGCAACAUCAAGUUCAUCGGAGAGCUGUUCAAGCUCAAGAUGCUCACGGAGGUCAUCAUGCACGACUGCAUUGUGAAGCUGCUCAAAAACCACGACGCAGAGUCCCUGGAGUGCCUGUGCAGACUGUUGUCCACCAUCGGCAAGGACCUAGACUUUGAGAAGGCCAAGCCUCGUAUGGACCAGUACUUCAAUCAGAUGGAGAAAAUAAUCAAGGACAAGAAGACCUCGUCCAGGAUCCGCUUCAUGUUGCAGGAUGUGAUCGACCUCCGACGGAACAACUGGGUGUCCCGACGAGGCGACCAGGGCCCCAAGACCAUCGACCAGAUCCACAAAGAUGCCGAGCUGGAGGAGCAGAGGGAGCAAAUGAAGGUGCAAGCCCUCUUCUCCAAGAAGGAUAUGGGCGGCGGUGGCGGAGGCAGGAUGGGUGGAGGAGGAGGAGGAGGAGGAGGUGGAGGAGGUCGCGGGGGCUCUCACACCCCCGGCCGUGGCUCUCAACCCCAGGACGAGGGCUGGAAUACGGUGCCCAUCUCCAAGAACCGACCCAUCGACACCUCUCGUCUUAGCAAAAUCACAAAGACUCCUGUUCUUGACUUCAACAAUCAGUUGCUCGCUCCAGGUGGUAAAGGCACAUGGGGGAGCUGGGGGAAGGGCAGCAGUGGCGGCACCACUGCCAAACCUGCAGAAGCUGGCUCAGCCCCGGAGCCAAGCGGCCGUCCGGCCACCAGCACUGUGAACAGGUUCUCAGCCUUACAGCAGUCAGCACCGUCCUCGGCCUCUUCUCUGGAGUCGGACAGACGAGUUCCUCAGAGAAACAGCUCGAGUCGAGAGCGCAGCGAUCGCUUCGACCGUUCCGACCGAGGCGGCGACCGCUUCGACAGGCGGGACGACCGCGACCGUAACCGACUGCAGGUCACCAAGCGCAGCUUCAGUCGGGAGAACGAGGAGCGGAGCCGGGAACGGGAGCAGCGCGGGUCGGCCGAUACCGUCCGCCGGGUAGCGAGCAUGACAGACGACCGAGGCAGCAGAGACAGAGCCAGGAGCAAAGAGAACGUAAAGCGUGAGAAAGCUGCAACCCCUCCACCUCCCCCGACCCCCACCAAGCCCGCCUUGACCGAGGAAGAGCUGAUCAAGAAGUCCACAGCCAUCAUCGAGGAGUACCUCCACAUCAACGACAUGAAGGAGGCUGUGCAGUGUGUGCAGGAGAUGAACAGCGCUCAGCUGCUCUUCGUGUUUGUGCGAAACGGGCUGGAGUCGACGCUGGAGCGCAGCACCAUCGCCAGGGAGCACAUAGGCCUGCUUCUGCAACAGCUCAUUAAGAGCAACAUCCUCCAAACACAGCAGUACUACACCGGGCUUCAGGAAAUCCUGGAGGUGGCUGAAGAUAUGUCCAUAGACAUCCCCCACAUCUGGCUGUACCUGGCAGAACAGAUCACUCCCAUGCUCCACGAGGGAGGCAUCCCCAUGGGAGAGCUCUUCAGGGAGAUUACAAAGCCUUUGAUCCCUCAGGGUCAGGCUGGAGUCCUGCUGGUCCAAAUCCUCACUUUACUCUGCAAAGGAAUGAGCCAUAAAAAGGCGCGCACGAUGUGGAGGCAGGCUGGCCUCCGAUGGAAAGACUUCCUCCCCGAGGACGUGGACGUCAACAAGUUUGUGACAGAACAGGACGUGGAGUUCACGCUGGGUGACGAGGACGACAAGGAGGAGGAGGAGGAGAGCAAAAAGAAGGAGCUGAGCUCUGCAGAGCUGACCAAACAGCUGGAGAGACUGAUCCAGGACAAGGCCGACAACCAGAGGAUCUUUGACUGGGUCGAGGCCAACCUGGACGAGCAGCAGACCUCCUCCAACAUGUUCGUCAGAGCUCUGAUGACCUGCGUCUGCCAGUCAGCGGUCGUCUGUGAGAACCCCAACAAGGUGGACGGCGAGCAGAUCAAACAGCGAGCCAAGGUGCUGCAGAAAUACCUGCUGGACGAACAGAAGGAGCUGCAGGCGCUGUACGCCCUGCAGGGCCUCAUGGUGCAGCUGGAGCAACCUGCCAACCUGCUGCGGAUGUUCUUCGACACCCUUUACGACGAGGACGUGCUCAAGGAGGAGGCCUUCUACAAGUGGGAGUCGAGCAAAGACCCCGCCGAGCAGCAGGGCAAGGGCGUGGCCCUGAAGUCCGUCACCGCCUUCUUCACUUGGCUCCGCGAAGCCGAGGACGAGGACGAGUCCGACAACAGCUAAAGGGCCCCGCUGGGAGGAACUGGUGGGAGUUCAGAGAGGAUCCUUUUGGGGGGUGGGGGAGCGGACGUUCUGUGGAUGAUUCAGAAGACCCUGAAUCAGCAAAAACCUUCUGCAUAAACAGCAAGAAAAAUAAAAUCUUCAACUGGGAGAGAUUGUAUUUUGGAUCGAACGUUCGAUCAUGUUACUUUUUCUUUGGUUUAUUUUUUUUGUUAUUUGGGUUUCUUGUUUUUUUCCUUGCGCAACUGAAUGUCUUUUUU
Messenger RNA from Anarrhichthys ocellatus (wolf-eel), 11517 nucleotides. Its product is annotated as eukaryotic translation initiation factor 4 gamma 1. Lineage: Eukaryota; Metazoa; Chordata; Actinopteri; Perciformes; Anarhichadidae. Gene Ontology annotation, molecular function: mRNA binding; translation initiation factor activity; protein binding. Gene Ontology annotation, cellular component: eukaryotic translation initiation factor 4F complex. The transcript is spliced from 31 exons. The coding region runs from base 5984 to 11260 and encodes 1758 amino acids. The record is from RefSeq and is a predicted model, not a curated record.